AUGCUCGACUACGUCCCUACAAAGCGGCAAAGCCACGUUCUAUACAAAGGCUUCAUGUCCGGAAUCCAUGCUAUCAGCCCCGUCAUCCACCCACCAACUGUCUUGAGGCAGUACAACGCUUUCUGGGACUGGUACGACUCGAGCAGUUACUCUGGAGAGUCUUGUCCGGAUCCAUCCUUUAUCCCUUUGUUGUACGCCGUGUGGUAUGGUGGGUCGGUUACAGUCUCGCUUAGGACAAUCAAGGCUGAGUUUAGUGGCUUCACACGUACUGCUCUUUCAAAGACAUACAAUGACCAGGUUACGCGUUGGUUGGCCAAAGUCGCUUUUCCGCGCAGCCCCUCAUUGCAAGGUCUGGCGGCGUAUUUGCUUGUUCAAACAAUACUCUCCAAGGAGGAAGAGCCCUUGACAAGUAGCUUGUUUGUGAGUCUCGCAAUGCGAGUAGCACAGACCAUGGGCCUUCAUCGUGAUCCCGCAAAUUUCGGAAUUAGCCCAGCUGAGGCGGAAUGCCGUCGACGGAUGUGGUGGCAUAUCGUCCAUAUGGAUGGUGUGGUUUCAAUGUCCAGUGGGCUCCCUCCUUUGGUGAACGAGGAGACUUAUUGGGACGUCCGCGAGACUAGUGAAAUUAAGGAUACACUGUUAGGACUGCCAGAAGCUGAACAGUACGAGAAACUUGUUCGAUCGGGACUACGGCCUCGAGAUAACCCUGAUGACCCGACGAUUUGUGGUGGCUCGUCAAUGGUGAACGUAUAUUACCUGACUGUGAGAGGGAAAUAUAUCAUGGCUCGUAAGUAUCCCUGA
Aspergillus calidoustus is the source of this 798-nucleotide messenger RNA. NCBI's taxonomy places the organism in Eukaryota, Fungi, Ascomycota, Eurotiomycetes, Eurotiales, Aspergillaceae. The record is from the annotation of a GenBank genome assembly.